Molecule: messenger RNA, 14054 nt
Organism: Podarcis lilfordi (Lilford's wall lizard)
Lineage: Eukaryota; Metazoa; Chordata; Lepidosauria; Squamata; Lacertidae
Source: the annotation of a GenBank genome assembly
AUGCUCCGCAAGGGACAAGAGAGAGGACUCUCACCCGGUCCCCGAAGGCGCCAAGGACGCAGCUCUGCAAAAGAGGGAGACCACAGCCCCUCUUCCCUGGCAGGAAGUGACGCAAAAGGAGGUGCCUUUGCCCGCCCCCGUCCCACCUUCAUUUUCUGUCCUCGACAGGCGCCAUUUCAGGAGAGACGGUGAGGGUGGGAAGAGGCGACGGGCUGCCCGGCGACGUGACGCCACAGCACCAUCUUGAAAGAGGGCAAGAAGCAGGCGGAAACGCGAACAUCCUGGAAAAGGAUGGGGCGGGGAGAGGAAAGGUGGCGGAAAGAGUGGGAGCAUUUGCACAUACACGUGUCCACAAAACACCAAGACUCCUGCAGGUGGUUGCAGGUAAUGCAACAGGAGCCCUUCUGCAAAUGGCCUUUGCAGCAUAACUCAGUUAUAUGGUAACAAAGUAUCCAGAUGCGCCUAUUUACAGUGGAUAUUUUCACUUAGCCCUGUUUCUCUAUGAAUCCACCAAUUUCUUAGUUAAAUACUAACGUAAAAUCGCGAGUGGGAAUUGCAGGCGAAAAAGGACACGCCUGCGGAGACGAAAGCUCAUACCAAUAACUAACUUAGUUGGUCUCUAAGAUGCUACUGGAAGGAAUUUUUGUUUUGUUUUGUUUCGACUACGACAGACCAAAACGGCUACCUACCUGUAACUAGAAAUUUGGGGGAAAGCUGUGCAGCAGGCGCCUGAAUCGCCACGGUGCAGGCGCCUGCCCGAAAUCAAGGGGCAGGGAGUUCCAAAGGGCAGGCGAGGACCGGUCAAGCUCCUUCGUUGCCUAGGCGAAGAGGCAAACUCGACUGGAUCGCUCGCUUCCCGCCCGUGAAGCGCAAGAAGAAGGAAACCAAAGAGAAGAGCCGCCCUCAGCCCCGAGGGGCUUACAAUCGGAAGGAGGGACAAGAGAAACGUCUUGCCAGGAAAAGAGUUUUGAGCUGAGCCGAAAUCCCACAGGAUCGCCGGUGGAGUCCCCGUGAGAAAUCGCGCGAGCAUCUGAGCGUGUGCAGAGUGCAAACCUCGCCUCCCUGGCGUCUCCCUGCGAAGGCGGCUUCUUCGCCCUCCGUCGGCGCCUGCAGGGGGCUCCGCCCGCCCCGCCGCCUCCUCCGCCCCCGCCGGACUCUGAGUCACUAAUCGGGAGCAGAUGCCUCCGGCCAGAGCCUCGCCUGGCUGCAGAAGGUAAGGGGGCGCACGGAGGGGGUGGGGAGAAGCCAGAGAGGCGGGGGCGCUGGGCAAACCGCCGAGGCUGGGUGGGUAGGGGAGCUGAGCCCCGAGACCUAUUUGCCCGCCCGGCCGUCGGCGAGGGCGCCCCUGAGGUUACGCAGAGCGCCUUGAGCCCAGGAUAGGAUGGAUGACAAGGAGGAACGGGGAUGUUGGUGGCCUCCGGGAGCCCCGGCACCUAUUUUGCUCGCCCUGCCGUCGGCGAGGGCGCCCCUGAGGUUACGCAGAGCGCCUUGAGCAAUGCAGGAUGGGCGCAGAGGAGAGGAGAGGGUUGGAGGCGCUUGUUCUGUGGACGGCGAGGGCGCCUCUGAGACUACGCAGAGCGCCUGGAUCGGUGCGGGAUGACCAAGAGGAGAGUCUCCAUGAGUCCCCGCACCUCUUCCUUCCCCGGGACCAGAUCCUCGGCGGGCUGCCCAGCCUCCGCCUGCGCCCGCCCCGUCUGGGCUGCAGGCGAAGCUGGAAGGAGCGGGUGUCUCGCCAUCCCGGGUCUCCUCCUCCUCCGCAUCCCCUGGAAUUUCCGGGGAUCGGGUUACGCGACCCUCCUCCUCCUCCUCUCCGGCUGCAGACUUCCAGCGAGCGGGACCAGAGGCGACGGGGCGGGCGGUGAGUACCAGGCUCCCGGCUCCGCCAUGCCUUCCUUGCCCGGGGCAUUGCAAGCGCCCCCACCCUCUGCAAAAGGGGCCCCCAGCCUCUCCCUCUCCUCUCCCUCCUCCUCCCUGUCUUCGCCACGUCUUGCCCGCAUCCAGGAGAGGUGCUGAGGCCUGCCGGGAUGUCUGCUCCCUCCCUGGCUUAGGAGAAGAGUUGAAAAACAACAGACGGCUUUGAUUUGGGGGGCGGAGGGGGGAGAGAAGGGGAAGGGCUCCUGGGCAGAGCAGCUUUUCUGCAUCCAGAAGGCUCCCAGUGCAGUCCUGAAACUUUGGAGAGCCGUUGCUGCCGGUCAGAGACUCCUGAGCUAGGCAGGCCAAUGUGUCUUGACUCAGUAGGGAGCAUCAUAUGGAAAGGCAUACAGCCACUUCUUCUGUGUCCCCAUUUAAACCAGCCUUUAAUCCAGAGCCAGGAAGACUAGAAUCUUGGUUUAUUUUUUAAAGGAGGGGCUAUAGCUCAGUGGGAGAGCAUCUGCUUUGCAUGCAGAAGGUCCUGGAUUCAAAUUCUGCCAGCAUCGCCAGGUAGCAUUCCUGUCAAAAACCUUGAGGAGCUGCUGCCGAUCAGUGUAGACAGUAUUGAGCCAGAUGGACCAAUGUAUCUGACUCAGUAGGGAACAUCCUAUGAUUUUUCCCCGCUCUCUCUCCUAAUCUCCCUGCCUGGAUCCAAACUCUCACAAGAGUUUUUUUUCUCUUUCUUAUUUUGUAAAAUGUGUACACGCAGACUGGAAAACUUAGCGGCCUGCAGCAAUUCCGUUGCACCCGCCUGCUGCCAGCCAGGACGCCUUCACCCGAGGCCCUGUUUUGGGGGUGCACCCUGGAUUGCUUUAUGGGUGCCCUGUAUGAAUGAGGCAAGUGGGUGCGGCACCAUCAUUUAUUAAUCUUUAUCGAUUUAUAUUCCCUCAGGGGGCUCAAGGUGGUUGGCACAGCCCUCCCCAUUUUAACCCUCACGAUACCCCUGCAAGGUAAGCUGGGUGAAGGGAUGGUGUCUGAGCCAAAGGUACCCCGUAAGAUGGGGGGGGGGUUGGCAUUCAUAUUAGAUGCUCUGCAGCACUGACCCACAGCCCUUCCCAAACACCCGGAGGGCUCCAGGGUUUCCCCCCCACACACAAAUCUAGGAUUCUAUUGCUCCCACCGGAAGCCCCAUAUUUCUUUUGGAGGUCUUUUCAGGGCCCCAAAGUGGGUCCCUCAAACAUCAAGUAUCAGGUAACGCAGAAUAUUUGGGGAAGAGUUUUUCAGCGAUGGAUAAUGUGCAUCUGAUUGGCCCCUGUGAGAACAGGAUGCUAGACUAGACAAGCUCUUGGCCUGAUCCAGCAACCUCUUGUUGUUGUUGUUUAGUCAUUUAGUCGUGUCCGCCUCUUCGUGACCCCCUGGACCAGAGCACGCCAGACACUCCUGUCUUCCACUGCCUCACACAGUUUGGUCAAACUCAUGCUGGUAGCUUCGAGAACACUGUCCCACCAUCUCCUCCUCUGCCGUCCCCUUCUCCUUGUGCCCUCCAUCUUUCCCAACAUCAGGGUCUUUUCCAGGGAGUCUUCUCUUCUCAUGAGGUGGCCAAAAUAUUGGAGCCUCAGCUUCAGGAUCUGUCCUUCCAGUGAGCACUCAGGGCUGAUUUCCUGCAGAAUGAAGAGGUUUGAUCUUCUUGCAGUCCAGGGGACUCUCAAGAGUCUCCUCCAGCACCAGAAUUCAAAAGCAUCAAUUCUGCCUUGCCGUGGUGAAGGGGCUUGAAUAACUCAGAGAAGCUAUGAGCUAUGCCAUGCAGAGCCACCCAAGAUGGACAGGUCAUAGUGGAGAGUUUUGACCAAACAUGAUCCACAUGGAGCAGGAACUGGCAAGCCACUCCAGUAUCCCAGCCAAGAAAACUCCAUGGACAAAGACAGCAACUUCUUAUGGAGGUCUAUUGUGAUAGCAGAACCUCCAUGCCCAGGGACAGUCUACCUCUGAAUACCAGGCCUUGGGAACAACUGGAGAGUUGCUGCUUGUGGGCCUCCCUUUGGGGUCCCGGUCGGCCACUGUGAGAGCAGGAUACUGGCCUGGAGGGGGCUGAUCCAGCAGGCUCUGUUCUUAUGUCAUCACUUCUAGAUUUAUGAUUUUAAAAAAGCAGGGAAAUUACUGCAGUGAAAGGUCCCAGCGGCAAGGAGCUUACAGUCCAAAGUUCGAAACUGCCCCAAGGAGAAGAGCAAGGGUGUGUGUGUGUGGCAUGGACAUUGCACUGCCCACUUUUCAGAAAAUAAAAUCUGUGCUUCCAGGUGGGAAUAUUGGACAGCUCUGCAGUCAAACCUCGAGUCCCGACGAUGAAUAUCCUUGCCCCCGUCAGGCGGGACCGCGUCAUUGCCGAACUGCCGCCGGUAAGGGGGCCAGGAUCCUUGGAGGCAGGGGGCGGCAGGCACAGCUCAGCAGCAACACUUAUGGUGUCAGAAUCUCACUUUUUAGCAUCAGGAUGGUUUUGCACCUGUGGCUCCGCCCCUUUCCCUCUGGCCCCACCCACCACUGAUCUGGGGGCCAGGAUCCUUGGAGGCAGGGGGCGGCAGGCACAGCUCAACAGCAACACUUAUGGUGUCAGAAUCUCACUUUUUAGCAUCAGGAUGGUUUUGCACCUGUGGCUCCGCCCCUUUCCCUCUGGCCCCACCCACCACUGAUCUUCGGCCCUCGGAAGGUUGCCAAGGAGACGGUGUGGCCCUUGAUCUGAGAACGGUUCCCAAGUCCUGCUGGCAUGCACAUUUCUGGCCCCUCUUUCUGCAAGCAAAAGAGAACGGAGGCCAGGAAUGGCUCAGCCAUGGAGCCAAAUUGGGGGUGCUGGAAUUUUGGGGUGCUUGCACCAGAUUGGAGAUUUUUGGUGGGGGCUGUAUGUGUGUGCCUGGACAGAGAGUGGGGUGUGUGACCUGUAUUUGAAGAGAAGGCCUUUUAAAGAAUCAUAGAGCUGUAGGGUCGGAAGGGACCCCACAGGGUCAUCUAGCCCAACCCCAGUCCCCGUCCCCAUGCAAUAUUCCCCGGAUGUCCUGGGGGAAACGAUCUGGAGCCUUUUUCAACUGGCCCACCAGCUCAAAUCAGGGGGAGGACAAUAACGAAAAAAAACCAGUCUCCUGGCCUGGGUUGGACUAGAUGACCGUAGGGUUCCCUUUCAUCUCUGGUAGGGAGAAAACGGUGGAGGGGAAACCCUUUUAAUUCAUUAAGAGCAGGGGUCAGCAAGCUUUUUCAGCAGGGGGCCGGUCCACUGUCCCUCAGACUAUGUUGGGGGCCGGACUAUAUUUUGAAAAAGAAAAUGAACAAAUUCCUAUGCCCCACAAAUAACCAAGAGAUGCAUUUUAAAUAAAAGCACACAUUCUACUCAUGUAAAAACACGCUGAUUCCCGGACCGUCCGUGGGCCAGAUUGAGAAGUCAGUUGGGCCGGAUCAGGGCCCCCAGUCUUAGUUUGGCUACCCAUGCUCUUGAGCAGGCAUAGGCAACCUUCGGCCCUCCAGCUGUUUUGGGACUACAACUCCCAUCACCCCUAGCUAACAUGACCAGUGGUCAGGGAUGAUGGGAAUUGUAGUCCAAAACAUCUGGAGAGCCGAAGGUUGCCUAUGCCUACUCAAGAGCAUCAAAAACUUAGAGGUGUGUGUGUGUGUGGCUGCACAGGUGGCCUGGGAACUCAGUGGUUAGGGAAACUUUUCUUUAAAAUGCACACAAACUUAUUUGUUUCUUGUGGGUUUGUGCAUGUGGUGCUGGCGGGAGUCUUUGCAUUGGAAGAGCUGUUUGGGGCGCUGCAAGGAGCAUACAGAAUGGGGGCGUGUGGCAGUGCCGUAACUCCCCCCAUUCCUCGUUUUCCUUCCCAGUGCUUCACCAAAGGGGCCGCGCUCCAUUCCAGGACCUCCUUUCACUCCAAAGUGGUUGGGAUGUGCCAGUCCCAGAGGACGGGGACCGUGGGGUGAGUAUUUAACACCAGAACAUGAGAACACUGAACAAAGCUGAAGGUAGGAAGAUUUGGGGUGGAUAAAAGGAAGUCCUCCUUCACGCCGUGUGGAGUUAAACUGUGGAACUCCCUGCCACUUGGAUGGCUUCAACAGAGGUUUGGACAAAUUCCUGGAGGAGGUGAGGGCUAUCGAGGGCUUCUUGCCAGGAUGAGUUUGCUCUGCCGGAGGCAGUCAAUGCUUCUGAAUACUAGUUGCUGGAAAAGAGGGGGGUCUUGUGUUCGAAUCCUGAUUGUGGGUUUCCCUUUGGGGCAUCUGGUUGGCCGCUGUGAGAGCAGGAGGCUGAACUAGACGGACCACUGGGCCUGAUCCAGCAGCCAGGCUCUUAUUAUGUUCUUAUUUACGGAGACCCUUGUCUCCACCUUUAAAGACCAUCGCCAUGACCUUCUAGAGGCCAGAUCCACAGAUCAGUUAGGGGCACAGAAGUCUAUUCCUUUUAUCUCUCCUGAAUCUCCUGCACAGAAUCCUGGAAGGAGGGACUGAAAGGCCCAUCUAGUCCAACCCUCAGAAUGCAAACAUCACAGCUGAUUUGUCAGCAUUUCCCUGCAAAUUCCUCCUUCUGUACACAUGUAGUUUUGUCUAACAUGAAUAUUUUUGCACAGCGGUUUCCCCGAAUAGAAUGCAGCCUUGUAUGUUAUUUUUCACUGAUGCCUGCAUUCAUAUGCACCCUUUGCAUCCUUGCACACUUUACUUGUCUGGAGAACUGCACUGCAAAAUCCAUGGAAAAUGUGAAUUUCUAAGGACAGCUGUGUUUUGCUUCACAUAUUGUUUCAGAAACUGCAAGUCACUUUGUAUUUAAAUGUGCAAGUCUCUUUCGCUAUAGCAUGACGAGAGAAGGAGAAAGACUUCUCUGUCCGAUUUUCGCCACCCCAGGGGUAAUUUUACUCAUCUCUAUCACACUCCACCCCUUUUAUCUCCCAUCAGUCACCCUUUAUCUUAGCUUAGAUAAAAGCCCCCUGGCAUUAUGAACAGUUCCUAUUAGGGGAGUCUCUCCAGGCUACCUUUUUCCUAGACAUUAACUCAGCCUUUCCCCCCUUCUCAACAGGUUUAAAAUUUCCAAGAUCAUUGUAGUCGGUGACCUCUCUGUGGGGAAGACCUGCUUGAUCAACCGGUAACUAUGGGGGAAUACCCGGGAGGAUCGGGGCCCAGGUCUUGGAGAAUCAUGGGAAUUGCUCAGGGUGCAGGGAACUGUAGCUCACGCAUUUCAGCACCCUAAACGAAUGGCAAUCCCCAGGGGGCCCCACGGCUGUUUAGAGCGCUUUAAAUGUAAAGUGUGGGUUUGACCCCCAAGUCCUUUUAUGCCAGGAUGACGAACCUGUGACUUUUGGCUGUCGGUACUCCCCACACCCCAACUGUCCUUGGGUGUUUUUGCCUGGCUGCAAAUGUCUCUCUGAACUGUGCAAAGGGACGCCUGCUAGAGGGUUGCUGUUUUUCGGGGGGGACGGACAGAGGAGCACCCCCUCCAUUUGCCAAUGGACCUUUAAAGCCCUUUGUGGCUUAGGGCCCUUGUAUUUACAGGGCUGCCUCUUCUGGUCUGCCCACAGAGGACCUUAAGGUCCAUGAACAACCAUAGUUUAGAGGUCCCGGGCCCUAAGGAAGUCAGACUAUCCUCCACCAGGGCCAGGGCCUUUUCAGUGAUGGCUCCAACCUGGUGGAAUGCUCUGUCCCAUGGGCCCUGCAGGAUUUAACCUCCUUCCUCAGGGCCUGUAAGACAGAGCUAUUCUGCCUGGCCUUUAAUUUGAAUUCAGCCUGAUCUUUUAUUUCCCUUCCCUUCCCUUCCCUCCCCCUCCCCUUUUAUGAAGAUCACCCGCUCUGAGACCCCACAGCUAAUUCUCCCCUGGCCUCCUCGCUGGCCCAAGUAGGACCAAUUCAGCCAGCUGGCCCUGGGGAUUAUGUAAGGCUUAUUUCCCCUAAGUUGAUUUUUGAAUUUUAUUGUUAUUCAUGUUUUUAUACUGUAUUUUAUGCUGCUUUUAUAAUUGUUUUAAAUUUGUUGUUAGCAGCCCUGAACCCGGUUUUUGAACUGGGAAGGGCGGGGUAUAAAUAAAAAAUUAUUAUUAUUCUUAAUCUUGAGCAGGAAGAGGCUGAUGCAGAACCCUCUCCUCCUUGGCCCCUCUCUCUCUCCCUUUCUCUUUCCUUAUCCUCAGCUUUUGCAAAGACACUUUCGACAAGAACUACAAAGCCACCAUUGGGGUGGACUUUGAGAUGGAGCGGUUUGAGGUGCUGGGAGUCCCCUUCAGCCUGCAGCUGUGAGUACCUGCAGCCCACCCACCCAACCUCUCCGUCCUUCGGGGGAACCCCUCCCUUGGCCCCCUUUCUCAGUCAUCCCCGCUACGCAGAUAAGCCCUGCUCUGGAGCUCUGUGGCACCUGCAGCCUAACGCCUUCCUUGCCUCCCUGCCAGGUGGGACACGGCCGGCCAGGAACGCUUCAAAUGCAUCGCCUCCACCUACUACCGUGGAGCUCAAGGUGAGACAAUGCGAUUAUCAGGGGUUGGAGGGUCUGUCUGUCUGUGUCUCUCUUUGCAGCAGAUAGCUCCCUGGAACGCAGCUAACAGGUGGGCAAGCAGCCUUGAGGACUAGCUCCUUAUGGGGGCUGUUAGGAUAUAGUUCUGUUCCACCUUAAAAGGUCCAUGACUGUUGUGUGUCACAUGCCUGUUUACAUUUCCAGCACAGUCUGCUGGGAACUUCGUUUGUAUAUUGCUUUUGCUAUUGCUGUUUUGUUGGACACGAAGGGAAGCAGACAUGUUUUUCCUUUGUUCCUGAACUAUGCUGAAUAAACACCUGUAAAUAAUGCUUACACACGUCUCUGUCUGCCACUUCCGUUGUGAGGAUUUGAAAGGGAAAAACUGGGAUCCUCCUGGCAUUCUCCGUGGGUGGUGAAAAACUGCAGAAAGGAACCCUCUUUUGUGACCUCUGGGGUCCCAUCCAUGUGGGAAGUCGGUGUGUGCCAAUGAAUAUUUCUUGUUACUUGGUUGUGCUUGGGCAGGGGCGAACGAAUACGUUGUGACACCCGGGGCGGGGCAUCACUAUGUAGGGCGCACGUGCGGUGUCGCUACGUAUGACGCAUGCACCGUACAUAGCAAUGCCGCAUAUGUGCUGUACAUAGCGGUUUGCCGGCGGCGCUGCUCCAGCGCUGUACAGAUGGUGCUGGGAUCUUCUGCUCAAGUGGCGCCAGUGGCAAACCGCUAUGUGCAGCGCAUGUGCAGCAUCGUUAUGUACAGCGCAUGUGUGCAACAGCGCACAUGCGCUGUACAUAGCGGUUUGGUGGCGGCAGCAGGAUCCUCUGCUCGCGGCUGCAGAGAAACAGUUUCUAUCCAAAUGCGAUUUUGGUUUAAAUGCAGUGUAAGGUAGUCUCUAUGGGAGUAUAUUGUAUUUAAUUAUGGGGUGUCGAGUUUUAAGGGGGCUAACCAGGCUGGGACAGGUGGGAAAGCAGGCUUGUUGGUUUUUGAAUGUCUGAUGUAGAUUUUUUCAAUUUCGUUGUUCCGUAUGGGACAAUGAUAAUAAAGAUUAUCAUAUCGUAGAUUAUCGUAUUGUAUCCUCCACAUGCGGCUGUGACAGAGUGAUGGCUGCUCACGCCACCGCGAGCCCCCACGGGGUUCUUAUCACCCCCCCAACAUGGCACCUGGGGCGCACUGCCCCCCCCCCAUUGUGAUGCCACUGUGCUUGGGGGCUUACCUUUGGGACAUGUGGCUGAAAGUCCCCCAUCCAGCGUUUCCCAGAAUUUACCAUCUCAAGAACAUCUAAGCCCUCCCUUUCCUCCAGACCUUGAACUGUCUAAUUUUUUUUGGAGAGGGAAGGGGACUUAGAAAGGGGUCCCCUUUUCUCCUCCGUGACCUCAACUCUCCCCGCCUCUCCGCAGCCAUCAUCAUCGUCUUUGACCUGAACGACGUGGCAUCCCUGGGCCACACCAGGUGAGUUACCUGUCGAGUUCGCCGUCCCCAGCUGGCAUCAAAGCUGUGCUGUCAACAGGGUGUGCGUGCAUGGCUGUGAGUUGUGCUGGAUCAAGUCCCUGACUCAACAUUGAUUCCAGAACCAGAUUGCACCCAUGUGACCCUACUGCGACUCCUGCAUUGCGGGGGCUGGACUCGAUGACGUUUUGGGGCUCCCUCACACCUCUGUGUGCAACGUCAAGAAAUUAAAACAACCCCCUUCAUUUUGGUACCUUUGACGCUUUGUGGGGAGGUCAGGGCCCCUCUCGGCCUCUAUCCUACCUCACAAGGUUGUUGUGAGGAUAAAACAGGGAGGAGCAGAACUCUGCACGCCCCCUGGAGCUCCUUGGAUAUCAACACGAUAGAAAGAUACUACACUUGAUUUUAGCCAAAAGGCUGAGAAGCGAGAGUCAGAGGUCAUACAUUUUCUUUUACUGGGGAAUGAUCAGGAGCUCACCAGGUUAGUGGCUAAAUAUCUCUACAGUGGUGCCCCGCAAGACGAAUGCCUCGCAAGACGAAAAACUCGUUAGACGAAAGAGUUUUCCGUUUUUUGAGUCGUUCCGCAAGACGAAUUUCCCUAUGGGCUUGCUUCGCAAGACGAAACGUCUUGCGAGUUCUUGCGAGUUUGUUUCCUUUUUCUUAAAGCCGCUAAGCCGUUAAUAGCCGCUAAGCCGCUAAGCAGCUAAUAGCCGUGCUUCGCAAGACGAAAAAACCGCAAGACGAAGAGACUCGCGGAACGGAUUAAUUUCGUCUUGCGAGGCACCACUGUAUUUGGUUUUUUGUUGUCGAAAUACACUGCAGACGUCUGAUCUCCCUGGAGACCCAAGAGUUGUGACGAUAGACUGCUCUGCCUCCUUUCUUUUAGCAAAUGUUUUGUGCCACUGGGGAAGUGGUAAUUCUGUAUUGAUUUGUUUUGGAUGUUGUAUGUGAUGCCAAUAAAAGGUUUGAUGAUGAUGAUAGAUAGAUAAAUAGAUAGAUAAGGAAAUAAAUAAUAGCAGCAGUGAUAAAUUCCACUCCUGGAUUUCUCUCUCUGCUCACUCUGUUCCAGGCAGUGGCUGGCUGAUGCCCUGAAGGAGAAUGACCCUUCUAGCGCCAUUCUCUUCCUCGUCGGCACCAAGAAGGAUCUCAGCGUAAGUUGGGGAGAAAAAGAGAGAGGGAGACAGAGGGUGGGCUGUAUCCUGCCUGCCCCACCUCCCUGCAGGACCCUCUGCCUUGUUCAGAAGGCAUCUCCUGCGAAUUCCGUUCAGGGCUCAUUCAUUGAAGGUGCACAAAGCCCUCCCUCCUCCAACCACUGGCCCUCCAGCCCAGGAUCAUUUGCAUGGCACGGGGUUGGGCUGGAUGACCCCUGGAGGCCCCUUCCACAAUUCCGUGAUGCCCUGGGGGAUGAGGCUACUGAUUUAUGGAGGUUCUUCAUGAGGGCUUACAGGGAACAGGCACAGCCAAAACUCCUUCUACCUGCCCCCUGACUUGCCACUCCCCUGCUUUGCUUCCAGGAUGAUCCUGGCAACUUGAUCGAAACCUGGAUCCCGUUGGAUCAGCCCAGUUCAGGAUCCAGCCAAAUCUAGCCUGGUUAUUUAUCAUUAAGGGGGCAAGGAAAGAGGACACUUCCACAAACCUUAUACUCUCUCAGCCACAGCACCAUCUUUGUGAUUGGUGCUUUGCAAGGGGGUAGCUCUCUGCCCCAAGCAGCUUCCAAUCUGAAACUCACCCUGGAGGGAAGUGGAGGCAGGGAAGAAGCGCUUCUAGCUGGGUUCCUGGAGCUCCUGCCGCUGUCCUUCCUUCCUCCUGAGCCCUUCCCUUCCCUCUCACAGUCUCCGGCGCAGUACAGCCUCAUCGAGAGGGAAGCUCUCAAGGUGGCCAAGGAAAUGGAGGCUGAAUAUUGGGCUGUCUCCUCGCUCACAGGUAAGCUUCUCUUUUGCACAGCGACUCUGUUCUCGGUCGAAAUGCUUCCGAGUACCUGUGGCUGGAGGCUGCAGGAGGGGAGAGUUGCCCUUGUGCUCGAAUAAACCAUAAUAAACCUCCUCCUUCGUGUGCCUCCUCCUCAAGCGGUCCGGAGGGUGGCAACGCGAGAACGGGGCCAUCUUUGCAGUGGCUCCCCGACUGUGGAAUGCUCUCCCCAGGGAAGUUCGCUUGGCACCUUCAUUAUAUAGACAUACCUCAGAUUACAGACGCUUCAGGUUGCAUUUUUUUGGGGUGCGGACCGCUGAAACCCGGAAGUACCAGAACGGUUUACUUCUGGGUUUCGGCAGUCGCGCAUGCGCAAAAGUGCUAAACCGUGCUUUGCGCAUGCACAGAAGCGCCAAUUUGCAACCGGCGCAUGCACAGAAGCGCCGCUGCGGGUUGCGAAUGUGCAUCCUGCAUGGAUCACGUUCGCGACCCGAAUGUCCACUGUACACCUUUAGUUGCCAGGAAAAAAGUUCCUUUUUAACCAGGCCUUUGGUUGAUCUGAUUGACAUCCUAUACCCUUUAAAAAUGUGGCUCUUUUGCAGGGCGGUGUUUUUGUUUGGAUUUCAUAUAUUGUGAUUUUUUCUGUGAACCGCCCUGAGACCUCCAGGUUUAGGGUGGUAUAUAAAUUCAAUAAAUAAUAAUAAUAAUUAAAAACAAAACAAAACACCUGGCUGGCCCAUGUGAGAACAGGAGGCUGGACUAGAAGGGCCACAGGCCUGAUCCAGCAGGAGGGUAUAUUUCUGAAUGCAGUGUCUGGUUAACCUGCGGAACUCACUUCCACAGGAGACAAUGAUGGCCACCAACUUAACGGGCUUUAAAAGAGGAUUAGGCAAAUUUAUGGAGGAGGAGAGGGCGGUCUAUGGUAUUUAAGGAAACGGUAUCACCCCCCGCACCCCCCUCCCCACAGGUGAGAAUGUGCGGGAAUUCUUUUUCCGGGUUGCAGCGCUGACCUUCGAGGGCAGCGUGAUGGCGGAGCUGGAGAGGAGCAGCGCAAGAAGGAUUGGCGACGUCGUGCGUAAGUGUAUCCCUCGCCACAUGUGUCCAGCUGGCCCCAUAGCGGGCGGGAACUUCAAACAGGCCCCCACCCCCCAGUUUCCACAGAGGCAGCCCCACUUCUGCCUCAGAACCGGCUUGGUGCUGUCCGGACCUUUGUAAACGGAACUGUGUAUAUUCAACACUUUAAAAACCCCAAAGCAUGGUGCAGAAUUUCGGUAUAAAUUCUGCCCUGGGAAAAAGCCACAUCCUUCCGCCAGCAAAAGUUCUGCAAGCAGAGCAGAUCUCCACCGACUGUUGCAAAAGUCCUUGCACUGCCCGUCUUGUUUUCGUUCCCUGCGUUUUAAUAGAUUGGUUCAUUCUGUUUUGGUUCUGUUUUUGCAUUUUGUCUGCCUUGCUUUAAUUUGUCUGAGCUGCCUUGAGCCGCAGUCCAGGGGAAAAUAAAUAAAUCUAAUGAUAAUUAGAUUUGCAAAAUUUACUGUGCUCAAAUAUAAUUUGUAGAGGUGCUUCUGCUGUGCUUUUUUUGGUUCAUUGAAGUUAUUCUGUUUUUAGAGCUGCUGUGCUGUGCUGCUGCUGCUGUUUUUUAAUCUUUGAGGGCUCCGUGCUAUAAAGCAGCUUCUAAGCUUGUUAAAUAAUAAUGUUUUAAUUUUUAGUGUAUUUCUUUGUAUCCUGCUUUUUCCCCAAGCAGGAACUCAAGGCAGCUUACACAAAGCAAAACAACACAGACAGGAUAUAAAAAACUGAAAAGAUCUAUAAGCUAAUCAUUAAGAUAAUAGCAAUACCUCUCAAGUCCCCUCUCUGGCACGGCCCACCAUGUUUCUCACUGCAUCUUCAUAAGGACUAGAAACUUGUUUGCUUCAUAGAGACUGAGGAUUCUUGGGAAGCUUCCCUGUUUUGUGGUAUUUCAAUACACAACUCUGCUGAUGGAUGGUGACAGGCAGAGUUUAGCCAAUGAGAAUGGGAUGGGGGCGGGCUCCGUGUCGCCAAGGUUACGGCUGCCUCUUCCCAGCGAUCCACAGUUCUGCAAGCCAAGCAAAAUUGUGUGAUUUGCCGCAAAGUUUAUUUGCACUGCACAUCGGCAGGUAUUUUUUUAUUUUUUAUUAAAUAAUUGGUAAAGAUGGGUUAGUUUUCAGGGUUUGUUGCAAAGCUUAGAGCUUGUGCAUUUGUUUUGUUUUUAUCCUGCACAUUUUGCCUGUACCUUCACAAGGACUAGAAACUUGUUUUGCUCAUAGAGGCUGAGGUUUUCCAGGAUUUUUCGCUCUGCCUCUUUCAGGGAUCCACAGCGACGAGCGGGACCUUUACCUGACCGAGAAGCGUCGGAGAGCGAAAUGUUGCCAGUGA